AUGUCAGGUGGCGGCAGAUCGUCGCUGGCGCUGGUGGCCUUCUUGUCGGUGCUGAUGCUUCACAUGGCGGCGGGCAUCUCCGGCGCUGGUGGCAAGCGGCCGGUGCCGACUGCCGCAAGGCCCUGGCCCCCGGCUCCGCAUGCGGUGGUCGUAUCACCGCAGAAGCCGGACGAGUGCCGCCGAGGACGAGGAGCGGCGGAGUGCUACACCAGCAUCGGAAAAGCUCUGGCCGAAGCUGGGCGUCUUGUCCCCAAGGUGAAGCACCGGUUUGUCCUGCUGAUCAAGACCGGAGAGUACAGAGAACAGGUGAACAUCACCCGACGGAACGUCGUCCUGCUCGGCGAGGGCAGAGGAAACACUAUCAUCACGGGCAACCUCAGCAACCUAACGGGGACGGGGAUGUACAUGACGGCCACAGUGACCGACGGCUUCCUCGCUCAAAAUCUUACAAUCCGUAACGAGGCCGGGCCGAGGGGAAAGCAGGCGGUAGCGCUCAGAUCGAAUUCCAACCGGACCGUCGUAUUUGGAUGCAGCAUAGAGGGAUAUGAAGAUACACUCUACGCUGAGAACGGCGCUCAGGUGUACCUGGACACCGACAUCUACGGGACCGUAGAUUUCGUGUUCGGGAACGCGAGAGCAGUGUUCCAGCGCUGCCGCAUCCGGGUGCGGGAGCCCCUCCCCGGCAAGCACAACGUCAUCAGUGCGCAGGGGUGCAAGGUGCAACAACAAGACUCGGAGCUGGGAGCCGUCGUCCACGCCGACGGAUGGGUGCCGUGGGACAAGAACCACGUCAUCAAGGAGACGACCGAGAGCGUCAAGUACCUCGAAUUCAACAACACGGGUCCCGGAGCCGACACGUCCAGACGCGUGAACUGGACUGGCGUCCAGGUCAUCCACGACGCAGCCCAGGUGGCAAAGUAUAGCAUCGACGGGGCUUAUAAGCCGAGCGAACAGGCACACGUGGAAAAGAGUGGAUUCCCCAGCAGAUCCCGUACGACCACGAGGUCCCCCGCGGGGUCGUCGGGGUCGGGGUCUAGCCUGCCUGCAGCAUCAGCCUCGAUCGUCGUCGUCGAUCGUCAUCCAUUGGCUUCACUGCCUGCCUGCUACUAUCUUUCAGCUUGCUUGCUUCUCUAG
Miscanthus lutarioriparius is the source of this 1134-nucleotide messenger RNA. The record is from the annotation of a GenBank genome assembly. Lineage: Eukaryota; Viridiplantae; Streptophyta; Magnoliopsida; Poales; Poaceae.